Molecule: messenger RNA, 988 nt
Organism: Eurytemora carolleeae
Lineage: Eukaryota; Metazoa; Arthropoda; Copepoda; Calanoida; Temoridae
Product: integrator complex subunit 1
Exons: 8
Coding region: 45-917 (290 amino acids)
Biological process (GO): U2 snRNA 3'-end processing
Cellular component (GO): integrator complex
Source: RefSeq, a predicted model, not a curated record
UUUAUUUGCAAUUUUUUAUUUUUGUUAGGUCCCGGAAUCAUCUAAUGUUGUACACAAUAACCUUUGGAUUGCUAGAGCUGGCCAAACCAAGUAUUUUCCAGGCGCAGUAUUCAGAACAUUUAGAGAGAGCACUUCAAGCAUAUAUUGAUAUGUGUCAAUCAUACUUUAAUAGACGAGAUACGUUCUACGGAUUGAUCGAUAGAUUCGUCCAGUUUUUACUCAGCUGGUUGGCACACGGAGGCAGCGCUGCGGCUAGGGCCUCCCAGUUUUUAAGCCGACAUGCCGGGGUACUAGUUCAGCUCUCCUCUGCUCCAGGGACAGACAAGAUGCACUCCCUCAGGAACCUUCUCUCCUCGUCCUUCUCCACCAGCCAGGAGAUGAAACAGAUCAAGGAGAUACAGAAGGAUAUAUCUAUUUCAUCCACUCGUAACCAACUCAAUUCACAGUUGAUCCCUGGGAGUGUUGUGCCGCUAGACAAGGAAGGAGAAUAUCUGUACAAUGAACUUGUACAUGCAGAAACUCAAGACCAGCUGGUUGGUCUCAUGCAGGAUAUGUUAAGUAUGUGUGUACCUAAACCUGAAAUGCUGAUUAACUACCUGGAUGAACUACUGGACAAUAUCUCCUCCAGUAGUCCUGGUGUACGUACUGUCGCAUAUUCCUGUUUAACUCGUCUACUCCGUCACUCCCCCUCCACGUGGGCAGCUGUUCUACCUUCAUAUCUAGCAGCUCUAGAGUGCGGAGACGAGGGAGUAGUUGGCUCUGCCCUGGAGAAUUUAUCCGCCGUGGUGAUUGUAUCUCAGGAGAAGGCGGAGGAAAUUCUUACCACAGUUUUCAGGUUGGGUUUAUACAGUGGUAUUAAUGUUCUGGGACCUGUAGCGGAAACAUUGUCAAUUUUGAAUCUGCAGAUUGGAAAUUAAAUAUUUGCUUCUAAUUAUUGAAUCAAAAUUAAAUUUUGUUAUUCAGUUUGAAUAAAAGUAGCAAUAACUCA